Molecule: messenger RNA, 1728 nt
Organism: Physella acuta
Lineage: Eukaryota; Metazoa; Mollusca; Gastropoda; Physidae
Product: ZP domain-containing protein
Source: RefSeq, a predicted model, not a curated record
ACAGGUGUGUAUGAAGUUUUGAUGUGUCUACAGGUGUCUAGGAAGUUUUGAUGUGUCUACAGGUGUGUAGGAAGUUUUGAUGUGUCUACAGGUGUGUAGGAAGUCUUGAUGUGUCUACAGGUGUGUAGGAAGUUUUGAUGUGUCUACAGGUGUCUAGGAAGUUUUGAUGUGUCUACAGGUGUGUAGGAAGUUUUGAUGUGUCUACAGGUGUGUAGGAAGUCUUGAUGUGUCUACAGGUGUGUAGGAAGUUUUGAUGUGUCUACAGGUGUCUAGGAAGUUUUGAUGUGUCGACAGGUGUGUAGGAAGUUUUGAUGUGUCUACAGGUGUGUAGGAAGUUUUGAUGUGUCUACAGGUGUAUAGGAAGUUUUGAUGUGUCUACAGGUGUGUAUGAAGUCUUGAUGUGUCUACAGGUGUGUAGGAAGUUUUGAUGUGUCUACAGGUGUAUAGGAAGUUUUGAUGUGUCUACAGGUGUGUAGAGAAAAACCUAGAAACAGGUAGCAGGUAUUGGAUCUGCGAGUGUCAGGUAGGUUUCCUGGUAUCAACGGAAACGGUAAGUACAAAAAUCGAAAUUUUAUGCGGUACCGUGCUGUGUUGUACCUUGUUGCGUUGUGUUGUACCGUGUUGCGUUGUGUUGUACCGUUUUGCGUUAUGCCGUACCGUGCUGCGUUGUGCCGUGCUGUGUCGUGCUGUACCGUGCUGUGUAAAGCUGUUGUUGCAAGCGAUCACGCAUCAUGCAUAGAAGGUUCUGUCGACAGUAAGGGACAUCGCCAAUUCUACUAAACUUUCUCCACAGGAAAAUGGGCAGACAACUUUCUCAAUGCUAUUGUAGUAUUGUAUUACAUCAGUUAGUUCCCUUACAUUAAAUGUCAUUUUAAUUUUAAGCCACCAGUACGCCACCAGUUCAGGAACACCAUGACAUUAGAUGCCAUCUGACAUUCAUGGAUAUUUACAUACCGGUGUCUGUAGCACCAGACGCCAAGCUGAGUCUACUGGACGCCUCCUGUGAACUGGUCAACAACGGCACUCACUACAUCGGUCACGUGAUGUACAACACGUGCGGCACGACGGUCAGCUCGUUCUCUGACCACCUGCAGGUGCACAACCAGAUCACCGUGCACACUAGCCUGGAUGUGUCCGCCCCAGUUGUGUUUGAUGAAUUGAAGAUUGUCUUGGACUGUCGCGUUCAACUUGAACAACAGCUCAACGGGGCUUUCCAGAGCGUGACUGUGGCACCAAUACACGAAGUAGAUGACAACGAGGCAAAUUUUCUCCUCAAGGAAUUCUCUGGCCCAGACUACAGACAGGAGAUCACAAGGUACCCGGUACAGGUUCCCGCCACUGGUGAGCUGUUUCUAGAAGUUUCUCUCGCUAGCCCACAAGACGACACAGGUGUGAGAAUUGUUCAGUGCUGGGCCACGCCCACAUCAUCAGCAGACGACAGCACAAGGUUCUCACUAAUCAGAGACGGGUGUCCCGCCAGCCGGGCUGUCCACCCACAACCUAGCCCGGGGGUCGGGCAGGUCCGCUUUAGUGUCCAGGCCUUUCACUUUCCAGGUAGUAACAGUCAUGACGUCACGGCGUACCUCCACUGUGACGUCAGCACCUGUCGAGGCAACACGUGCAAUGUAAACUGUGACGUCACCACGAGAAAACGCAGAAGGAGCCUCCGGUCCCAUUCGACCUUGACCUAUGGUCCGGUGUUUGUAAAAUAAAUUUAUUUUGUCUUUU